AUUUUUGCUACUUUUUUAAGGCAAUAAAUCGAUAUGGAAUGUAACGAUAACCAUUAUUUAAGUUGAACAUUGUUAGAAACAGACCUACCAACACUAAUAAAGUUAUAAUGCAGUGGACAUCAAUCCUUGACAAUAUGGCGCCAUUUGGAUUUUUUCAAAAGACAUUUAUUGUGCUUGUUUUGUCGGUCCUUUUGCAAUACAUCUCUGUCUCGCAUGCCCAAUCUUUAACAGAGAUAUCUACUUUGAGCACACAAGAUGAAGCGGAAUCGACUUUAGAAAUCACUAAUGGAAGCUCUACACCCCCUACGACUUUGCCUCCAACUACAACGACGGAAAUGAUGAUCGCUGCUGACAGUUCUAAAUGUCCAGUUGUUAUUCUUACACCAGGAUUAAUUGGAGCUAACAUUGGAACAUCUGUAACAUAUAAAGCUGUUAUAGAAUCAUACUUUGAGGAAGCACUGGAGUCUAGAUGGUCAAGUUUAAAUCAAUCCAUUGAUAUAAACCAUCCAAAGUUUCUUGGCAGUAAAAAUAUUCCGUUUCCAGAGUUGGUGAUAAAUAAUGUCACAUUUGAGGACGAUGGUAUCUAUGAGAUCCAGGUUCGCAUAGAUGACGGAUGGUGCAUUAAUAUUGGGAAUAACGUUACUCUGGAUACAAUAGGAGUUUUAGACUUGGACGAUCCAUGCAAUAGUUCUAAAGAGUGUGAUCUACUAAAGAACUUGGUUUGUUCCUCGUCAUCUCAGAGCUGUGUCUGCAACAAUGAAUCAUACCAAAGAAAUCGGACAUGUUAUUUAAGAACCCGCUUAAGAGCUAUCUUCUCCUCUUCAAAGGCAACGACUUCUAAUAUAACAGUGUGGUGGAAUCAUCCUUACCAGGACGCUGACCUUGUUCAAUCAUACAACGUGUCACUCAGAGCAUAUGAUUCUUCAUACAACUUUCAAACUUCUGUAGAAUUGCAAACAAAUUACACCUUUGAAUCAUCUUUUCUACCAGGCUAUUUGUAUUAUUUUGAAAUAACAUCCGUCAUAUUUCUAAGCGACUCUGCGGAAACGAUAUUUGUGAAAACGGAUACUGUCAAUUUAGUCGUUGAUAUUUUACCUCCUCGCCCUUCUGACACAAAUGGUAGUUUAUUCCACCCACAGAUGCUUUUGCUAAAGUUGCCAAAAGAGAACUAUAAUGUGAAUUGGUAUGAUAUCACAAUAAACGGACAUUUAGAGUAUUAUGUGUAUUCGAUAGAGUACAAAUGGCCGAAACAUUUGGAGCCAGGCACGAAUUACACAAUACAGAUUGUGGCGUAUUGUUGGUGGUCGGAGAGUUAUAGAAGAACUUUUACAUAUAAUGGUUACAUAGAGACACAACGAGUCCCAAAAGUCACUUUCCCAAGUUCAGAGAUCAGUGUUUCAUUAUUUUCCAAAUUGGAGAUAAAUGCAACGGUUCACAACAUCUCUAAUAUCCCUUUUACGACUGCCGUAAAGUGGCAGAAAAACAAUGAAGAUAUCAAUAUCACGGACAGCAGAUACAUUGGAAGUACCAGUGAUUUAGUUGCCCCAAAACUUGUCAUCAGCAAGGUGGAAUACAACAAAGACCAUGGCCAAUAUUAUCGUUGUGUAGCAACCAAUUCUGAAGGAUCGUGGGUUGCCAGUGCAAGAAUAAAUGUACAUGAAAGUUUUGAAUUUUUGGAGUCGUGUAAUAGAAGUGAGCAAUGCAGUCCAGGAAAACACUUGACCUGUAAACAGUACAAAUGUCUCUGUGAAUAUGACUACUAUCACUUCAAUUCAACGUGUUAUGAGAGGUACGAUUUGCGAGGAGAUUUUAUUGUAGAGACCAACAAAUGCGAGGCAACUCUUAGAUGGAGGCAUCGAAUUGUUGACAUUCGUCUAAUGACGGAUUACCUUAUUAGAAUAUACUCACUACGCGAUAACCAGUGGUUCCUCGAAAACACAACGUCGGUAGGAGUUGUCGCCGAGUUUACCUACAGUCGGUGCAUUUUACGUCCCGGCCGUCUAUAUAUGUUUCAAAUUCGAUCAAAUGUGUCACUAACUGAGCCAUAUGAAACAUUUUACAUCAAUUCCUAUUCAAGGAAUAUAAUCUUAGAACCUCUACCACCAGGAAAAAUUGAUCGGAAGAAUAGCAUCUUCUCUCCAAAUCAAUUAAUGUUAAGAUGGAAACGAUCUGGUCACAAUACCUUUCUGAAUCACUAUAGAGUAGAGAUUGACGGCCAUCAGCAGCAGACCUUCGGUAGUAUCCCAAAGAUUUACUGGACAAGACAACUAACCCCUGGAACGAAAUAUAAUGUUACUAUAACUGCGGUGAGUUAUGGUGAUUUAUCUCAUGGAACCAGUUAUGGAACUAAAGAAAGUGAGCCAUUUGAGGAUUGGAUAGAAACAGAUACAGGUGAUAAAGACGGUUAUUCAUAUUUGUCAUUUGGACAGAGUGACAACUUGUUGAGAGGAGAUGACAACACAAGUGCAGCCCUCAAAUCUCCUAUUACUAUAUAUGCCGGAGAUGGCUUAGAAGCUGGUUUCAAUUUUGUUCGAAUUGGAUCUAAUGGCAUUAUGGGACUGGGAGAAGAGUUCAACAGCAUCUCAAUACAUGAUAUUGGUGCUGAUCAAAUUAAAAAUAGACGCAUCGUGUGUCCAUUUUGGUCAGAUUUAAAGGACGACAUUGGUUAUGUCUACUAUCAAACAUAUAAAAGAGGAGUUGACGCGGAGAACGAUUUAUUUCUGGGAAAAGCAAGCAAGAUAGUAAGCCUUCAGUUUGCAGAUCUUCCCGACUUUAUGGCUACUUGGCUUGUUAAGGCUACCUGGGUUAACAUGACACUUCUUGGUGCAACGUCGAAGACUGUAACAUUUCAGUGUCUUUUGAUCACGGAUGGGCAUAGUACAUUCACUGUCUUCAAUUAUAUUGAUGUCAAUCUUGAAUCGAUUGGAAACAAGAAAAUAACAAUUGGGUAUCAAUAUAAAAAGACAUCUGUGAAAAACCAAUAUUCGAACACAAAAAGGGUCUUCCAAAUGAGUGAAAUUCCAGGCAACAGAGGAGUUAACGGGUUCUGGAUAUAUAAAAUGACGACUGGUGUUCCAGUAAACAAAGAUGAAAAGAAAUGUUUCGACUGGUACAUCAGAAAUAAAGAGGAAAACAUAUACAACCAGUUGACGUCUGUUCAAAGUCCUAUUCUUUGUCCGUGUAACGGCAUUUUGCUAAGAUUUGACCCCCGUUAUAUUAGAAGUAGAUUUGACACGAUCAACCAAGUGCUUUGCUAUGCUACAAUGAUUGUUGGAAGAAAUACGGAAUGUUGUUAUCAGAUGCGUGGAUCUUUUGAUGAUGUGGGCACUUUAGAGCGUUCUCUGCCAUCCGCCGGAACUCUUUUGAAAAAUAAUCCGUUUUUUGAGCGACGUCUCUAUACCAUAGAAGACUUCAAUUCACGAGAGGCAUGCUGCAUCAAGACGAAACAAUGCAGUUUAUUUUAUGAAGUCCGUCCUAUUCCCCUGUGCUACCGACGAUCUCCUUUUAAUCCCGCACUGAAUUUCGGAGACCCACAUAUUGUGACACUGGAUGGCAAAAACUACACGUUCAAUGGGUACGGAGAGUACACAAUGUUAAAGAUAUCUAAAGACUCAGUACAAUUUGACCUCCAGGCAAGAACAGACCUAGCAACGACAGCCAACGGGACCAGUAUCAAUGCUACCAUAUUCAGUGCGUUUGUGGCAAAAGACCAGACGGGAUCAAAGUUACAGAUAGAAAUGUCUCGGGACAAGACAAAAAUGCUUGUAAGAGUCAAUGGUAGGGAUAUGACGAGAGAAUUUAGAAGUAAGUCUUAUGUUUUCUUCAAUCAUAAAUUGACUGUUCGGUGGGAAAACAGAACAUUAGCAGCAUCGUUCCUGCAAACAUCUAUAAUCCUUAGAGUGAGUUUGGGUGUGCGCUUUCUGAUAUCGGAAGUGGUUGUUGAUAACGCAUAUAGAGGUUGUGCAAAAGGAUUGAUGGGGAAUUUUGAUGGAAAUGCAACAAAUGAAUUUAUACUUCCCAAUGGAAUUUUGUUGGAUGGAAAUGCAACCAAGACAGAGAGAGAUAUUUACUUUAACUUUGGCCAAAAAUGGCUUGUGAAUGAAAAUUCACUGUUUUACUACGAGAAGGGAUUAUCAUACCAAAAUUUUACUCAUCCUAAGUUUCAACCCAUUUUCUUGGACGAAGUCGAUGAAAAUAAAUCAGAAAAUGCUAAAAAAAUAUGUGGCUCAAAUCCGUCAAAGGCAUGCAUUUUUGAUUACCUAGCAACGGGAGAUAUUGCACUUGCAGAAUCGUCUGGAAUAGAGGAAGCAUCUGCACAAUCGGAUAUAACAAUAAUCGAAAAUGAAUCGCCCAUUAUAACAGGCAAUGAUUCAAUCAAAGUUGAAGUCAAUAAGACUGUUUGUAUGCAAUUCAACGCCUCUGAUGACAGCAGUAAUCUGCCUAUAUAUAACCUUUUGAAGCAACCUCAGAAUUUCACUCUUAAUAAAACAACAGGAAUUGCCAAGUGGACGCCAGUCAGUGCAGCUGUAUCAGAAUUAAGUAUCAGCGUGAAAGAUGACGUUGGAGCUGAAUCGCCGUCUAUUGACGUCACAAUUGUACUUUGUAAGGGGUGUGGGAACAAUGGUAGAUGUAGUUUUGACAAUAUCAUAUCUUCCGAAAAUGACCGUUUCAGUUUGGCAGUUUGUGAGUGCGACAUCGGCUAUUCCGGUGAAAUUUGCGAAUUAGAUACCGACGCCUGCCUCAAUUAUCCAUGCCCUUUACAACGAAAUUGUACUGACCUAACACCGAAGGAGGAAAUCAGAUUCGGUCGGGGUUAUAAUUGCACUGAUUGUCCCAAGGGAUAUAACGAUAUAGAUAAUAAAUGUGAAGAUAUAAACGAAUGUGAAGAAAACAGAACAAAUGUCUGCAACACUCGGACAGAACGUUGUGAAAAUUCGGAAGGAAGUUACCUGUGUAUCUGUUUACCAGGCUUUAGAAAAGACAACGGCAUUUGUAAAGACAUUGACGAAUGUUUUGAAAAAACCUCCGGAUGCGAGCAAAUCUGUAAUAACACACUUGGAUCAUUUGAAUGCCUGUGUUUUCCGGGAUUUUCCCUAAAUAGUGCUACCGCUACUUGCUCCAUAAAUGCCGAAAACUCUUGCGACGGCGUUCCAAGAUUUUGUGAGUACACUUGUGAUCCAAUCGAGAAAAAAUGCCUUUGUCCGAUUGGUUUUCAUGUCGCCGAAGACGGGCAAGGUUGCCUAGAUGUAAAUGAAUGUGAUUUACAACCCUCGAAGUGUUUACAAGGAUGUUACAACACCAAUGGUUCAUUCCAAUGUUAUUGUCGACCUGGAUUCAAAUUAAAUGACGAUAAAAUUUCAUGUUCAGAAUGUGAAGAACCAUAUUUCGGGGAGGAUUGCAGUCAAAUAUGCACCUGUGGACAAGGCAUGAAACGAUGUGACCCCGUCACUGGGUGUGUGUGUAAACUUGGCUGGACUGGAGAGAACUGUACAGUCGAUAUCAAUGAGUGUGAAAAUAAUCAGGAUACAUACAUAUGUGGAAAUGAAAAGGUGUGCCAAAACCUGGAAGGGUCGUACACGUGCAAUUGUAAAGAAGGUUUUCAAAAGAAUGGGGAUAGUUGUGAAGAUAUUGAUGAAUGUUCAGAUAUAACUUUGAAUACAUGCGCAGAUGAUACCAACUGUCAGAAUCUUUAUGGAAAUUAUACUUGCAAUUGCAAACCAGGAUUUCAGAAAUAUGGUUCUCAUUGUGAAGAUGUUGAUGAAUGUGAAAAAGGCAUCGCUAACUGUCAGCAGAUUUGCAUUAACACCGUCGGUGGGUUUAACUGUGAGUGUGAAUUUGGAUAUGCUUUGGAUGACGUUAAAAGAAAAACAUGCGAAGAAGUGCUCGAUGUAUGUUCACUUUUUCCCGCAUUAAACUGCAGCUAUGGAUGUAUGUUUGAUGACAAAAAUUUCUACAAAGGAUAUUGUUUCUGUCCAUCAGGAUAUGAACUUGAUUUUGACAAUAGGACCUGUAAAGAUAUUGAUGAAUGCAAUGAAUCAAGCACCUGCCAACAUAAUUGCACAAACCUUCAAGGCUCCUUUGAGUGUGCUUGCGCCACUGGAUACUCAUUGGACAAUGAUGGAAUAUCAUGCAAAGAUAUAGAUGAAUGCCUUCAAGACUCGCAUUGUGAACAUUACUGUAAUAAUACAGAGGGUAGUUACGUAUGUGGUUGUCGGGACGGUUACAAGUUAGUUAAUUUCAGUAAAUGUGAGGACAUUGAUGAAUGCAGUACUAUAGAUACCGGGUGUCAGAACUGUACAAAUAUCCCAGGAAGCUUUCAUUGUUCGUGCUUUAAAGGAUAUGUUUUAAACAACAACACAAUUUCAAAUUGCACUAAAUGUCCAGAAGGCUACUACGGAGAAAACUGUCAAGAAGAGUGCAGUUGUGGACAAGGUUCUGAUAGAUGUGACCAUAUAACUGGUUGUUACUGUAAACCUGGGUGGACCGGCGCACUCUGUGAAACAGACAUCGAUGAAUGUAACAGUACAGACAAUCCAUGCAAUAGCUACACAGAGGAAUGUAUCAACAAUUACGGGUCCUUUAUAUGUAGAUGCAAAGAAGGAUUUACCAACAGCACAAAUGGCAGCUGCAAAGAUAUAGAUGAAUGUGUUCGAUACUCCCCUUGUGAACACAUCUGUAAUAACACUGACGGUAAUUAUGUGUGUAGUUGUCGGGACGGUUACAAUUUGGUUAACUACAGUAAAUGUGAAGACAUUGACGAAUGCAGUACUAUAGACACCGGUAUCGAUGGGUGUCAGAACUGUACAAAUACCCCUGGAAGCUUUCACUGUUCUUGUUCUGCCGGAUAUGCUUUAAAUUCCACAACAUUGACCAACUGCCACAAUAUUGAUGAAUGUAAGGAACAGACAGCUGACUGUGCCCUGAAUGCAACAUGUUCUGAUACAGACGGUGGAUAUACGUGUACCUGUAAACCAGGGUUUGAAGGAAAUGGAAAAACGUGCACAGAUAUAGAUGAAUGUGUUCGAUACUCCCCUUGUGAACACAUCUGUAAUAACACGGACGGUGGUUAUGUAUGUAGUUGUCGGGACGGUUACAAUUUGCUUAACUUCAGUAAAUGUGAAGACAUUGAUGAAUGCAGUACUGUAGACACCGGUAUCGAUGGGUGUCAGAACUGUACAAAUACUCCUGGAAGCUUUCGUUGUUCGUGCUUUGCCGGAUAUACAUUAAAUACCACAACAUUGACUAACUGUUACAAUAUCGAUGAAUGCAAGGAACAAACAGCUGAUUGUGCCCUGAAUGCAACAUGUUCUGAUACAGACGGUGGAUAUACGUGUACAUGUAAAUCGGGGUUUGAAGGAAAUGGAAAAAUAUGCACAGUGUGCCCGAAUUUCAAAUACGGUGUCAAUUGUUCAAACAAUUGUGCAUGCGUGCUGAACAACACCAAGCUUUGUGACCACGUGACAGGAGAAUGUGAGUGCAGUGUAGGGUGGACAGGAACUAAUUGCUCAGAAGACAUUGAUGAGUGCAAAAGUUGGUCAAUAAUUUGCAAUGAACCCAUCUUCCAAAUCUGUGUAAACACGGAGGGAUCGGCUCACUGCGAAUGUCGUUAUGGAGGAUCAGAUAUCUCUAACUGUGUCCCUCCUACACCACCUGAAAAUUCAAUCUGCCAGAAUUUUCGAUAUGGAGACAAUUGUUCAAAAGAUUGUGCAUGCGUACUGAACAACACCAAUUCUUGCCAUAACGUGACUGGAACAUGUGAUUGCAAAGAAGGGUGGAUAGGAACUGAUUGCUCAGAAGAUAACGAUGAGUGCAAAAAUGGAUUAAUUUCUUGCAAUGAAUCUAUCCAUCAAGUCUGCGUAAAUACCAAGGGCUCAGCUCACUGCGAAUGUCGUCAUGGAGGGACUGAUAUCUCUAAUUGUGUUGCUCCUAGACCUCCAGGAACUGCAGAUAUUAACGAAUAUAAAGUGAAACUGGAGAUAAGCUUCGAUUUUAACUAUACAAAGGAAAAUAUUCUCAGAAACACUGACAAGUGGAUAGUGGAAAUCACAUCACAGCUGGAGACAUUUUACAGAAAAGGUGUUCAAGGUUUCACUAGAGUAGAAUUUUUGUCUUUGCAAUUUGGAAGCGUGAUCGUUGAUCAUGAGAUCUACUCGAAUGGUACAGAGGAAACCCUUAAAGUUGACACUGCAAACAGCAUGGUCAAAUUGCUGCGACAAGAUGAAAAAAUCGUAUUGUUUAACCAAAGUGCUGAGGUCAAAAAAAUAUUUUUAUUCACAGAAAAUACCUCAGUAGAUCUCAACUCCUCCAUCAACCCUUGUCGUAUUUACACUGACGUGUGUUCGAGUGGUAAAACGUGUGUUGAUUCAUCGGGAGUAGCUUCUUGUGUAAACUCAAAUACAAAAGGUUGGACACUUUUCAUCAUCAUCGGAAUCGCUGUCCCAUUGUCGAUGGCAACUAUAGUUCUUGCAUUAGUGUAUGUUUGUAAAAAAGGAAGUUCUAAGCAAAAAAGUAAAAGUGUCAUUGGAUCAGAGAAUAACGACGUGAAGAACAAUAAAAAAAAAUCAUCAAGAGGCUACAAUAACCUGAGUUACUGGAAUUCAAUUGACGAUCUUUUGGAUCAACAAAAACAAUUUCGGAUAAAACGACCAACUACUGUGUAUUAAAAAGAACCUGGGAAUGAUGUGCAUAUGUCCUGAAAAAACUUUUUAUUAAACAUUUUACUAUUUUUCACUGAUUUCAAAUAUAUGUUUGUCCAUGUACAUGGUGUAGAAAGAAGGAAUGACUCGUGUAGUUUUAAUUCGAUAAAGAGGAAGUUGAUUGACAAUACGAUUUGGUAAUUCUUAUUAAGUUUUCUAAAAAAAGACGUGUUGAAGUGAUUUUGAUAUGUAAUAACUGAUUUGUUACAUUUUGUCCUUUGAAAUAAUACUGACGAUUCAAAGCUGUAAAGUUUUUCUCACUAAUUUUCAAUGAAUAAUAAUCCUGUACAUGUAAUAUUCAUUUGUGUUUGGUGUGUGUAUAUAAUAAAUGAAAGGAAAAUUU
Magallana angulata is the source of this 9039-nucleotide messenger RNA. RefSeq lists its product as uncharacterized. Gene Ontology annotation, biological process: cell-matrix adhesion. NCBI's taxonomy places the organism in Eukaryota, Metazoa, Mollusca, Bivalvia, Ostreida, Ostreidae. Gene Ontology annotation, molecular function: calcium ion binding; protein binding. The record is from RefSeq and is a predicted model, not a curated record.